Molecule: messenger RNA, 2385 nt
Organism: Penicillium cosmopolitanum
Lineage: Eukaryota; Fungi; Ascomycota; Eurotiomycetes; Eurotiales; Aspergillaceae
Exons: 1
Coding region: 1-2385 (794 amino acids)
Source: RefSeq, a predicted model, not a curated record
AUGGCGAGACACCGCGUCAGCGCCCCGGCGCAGCAGCCAGUCCUCAAGGGAACCUUCUAUGACCCGGUGCCGAUUGAAUACGCCGUGGGAAAUCAGACUAGUCGCAAACCCGAGCCAGCGGUGCGUCCAGAUAUGGCAAGCGACGGCAAGACAAACGAGCAGAAUCCGUCAAUCGCAAGGAGCAUGUCUCGGUACCGUCGCAAUCGGCGCCCUAACACCAGUGGCGAUGCCCCGACGCCAACACCCGCCGUCCCAGAUCGCGCUCGCAACCAGCCCGUUCCUCCGGUCCCUGAUGUGACCUCCCAAACACUGGCGGCGGAAGUUCAUGCAAGGGAACAACAUCGACUGGACGCGAUGGCGCAGUUGACUGGCGGAGAUCAAUCGUCACGUUCUGCCAUCUCGCAAUAUGAAAAACAGGAAAAACAACCGCAGUCAAGGACCAAAGCGCAACCUGUGCCAACGCAUCAACAGACUAGCCGUGUCGACACCCGCAGUCACCACGACGCACGUCCCGCGAGCGGUGACAACCGCAAGUCCUUGCUACAGAAGAUGAAAUUGUCCAAGAGCAGCAAGACACCACUCCCAAAUGAGCCCGUGCCAAGAUACAUCGGAGUGGGUGGAAGGGGGAUUGUUCCUGGGACUGACGCUCCGGUCUCGGCUGUCAACGCCGGAGAGCGCCAAGUACUUGUGCAGUAUAGUGACGUUUCGAACCAUCUAGUGGUGACACCAUCUACACGGGUCAAUGAUCUUCUCCAGACCGCCGUUCGCGAGCUUUCUCGCGAUAUUGACCCUGAGAAAUUUAUCUGCAUUGAAUCCUUCCAUCAAGUUGGGUUAGAACGAUCUUUACGUCGGUAUGAGCGUGUACGGGAUAUCAUGAACUCUUGGGCUCAUGAUGCCGACAACCGCCUCGUGAUCGUCCCUCCUUCAAGCAUGGAAGCUCUGGCCCAACUCGAGUCCCAUCAAGUCCCCACCGAAAAGCCCGCCGAAACGACCGUAUACCUCUACCAUUCCCAGCGCCCCGGCAAAUGGGAUAAGCGUUAUGUGACAUUACGACCCGAUGGCCAAGUGGUAAUCGCCAAAAAGGAGAACUUAAAAGAUUCUACCAGUAUCUGCCAUCUGUCCGACUUUGACAUCUACUGUCCCAGUGCACGUGCGAUGGCCAAAGAGAUCAAGCCGCCUAAGAAGAUCUGCUUCGCGAUUAAAAGUCAACAGAAAUCUUCCAUGUUCCUUUCAACAGACAAGUUUGUGCAUUUCUUCAGCAGCAAUGACCGCGACACUGCCGACAAGUGGUUUCGAGUUGUCCAGCGCUGGCGAAGUUGGUACUUAGUGAAUCAGCUAGGUGCCGCGGAACAGACCGAAAGCGAGGCAACCUUGCCAAAGCGAUCCCUUACCCAGAAAGGAUCACAAAGGCACCGAAAGGCGGCUAAUGAUGUGCCGGUACCAUUGUUGGAUCUCACUGACUCUGAGCCAAUAAGGCCCACCGGCAACUCCAUCGAUUGCCCCCGGCCAUCGGCCUCGAAGGACAUCGUCUCUCGCAAGAAGACGGUGCGCGAGCAUGCAUCGCCGCCGCCAUCAUUCCCCCAGACGCUGUCACUCGAUACUGGCACCGCUGGACAAGCAGAUGACGGCCCACUCGUGCAGGGCGUGCGACCUGACGAAGUUGAAGCAGCGACUUUCUCUCCCACCGGCUUACUGGGCCGCUCGUAUACCCAGCGAAAACAAGCGAUGAAUGAGCGCGAAGAACGAGAAAAGCGAGCGAACCAAGAGCUGUUUACGGCUCAGUCUUUUCUAGCCGAAAACCAUAACUACUCUCCCUCCGAUAUCAUUCAUCAACAGAGCGGUCGUACCGCCACAAUGACUAGCACGGCACCACCAGGCCUCAGCCGGAAUAAGUCUGUCAGCCAGAAACAACAACAAAAACCUUUAGUCGACUUGACCCCAGUUUUCCAAGAGCCACCGCAACACACGCGAAAGGGCCGUGGCGUCAAGGUGGGCGCAGGCACACAACUGAUCGACGCCGCCACAGGCCCUGAAUUGGCCGUAGGCACCGUGAAUAUCCCAUCCGCAACAGCCUGGCGUCGUCCCACGAAUGAGUUACCCACACAAAGUCGAUACCGCUCGAACACAGCCCGCAGUGUCCGACACGGCACAGAGCCCAAGCCGUCCAGUUCUGGCUCCGGACACGCCAGCCCAGCCUCACCAAGCAACCCAUUCGUAUCGAAUACAUUGCUAGCUAAUUCUGCCUCUCGUCAAGCGAGCAGUACCCAUACCAAACCCUAUACUGGCCACGGUGUGGCAACUGGAGACCGAAACGCCCCCCGUCCAAUGCUCGAUAUGUCACCAGAAAACCCCUUCGCGGAGGGCAGUCUCCUGCGACAGCUUUGA